Molecule: messenger RNA, 422 nt
Organism: Anisakis simplex (herring worm)
Lineage: Eukaryota; Metazoa; Nematoda; Chromadorea; Rhabditida; Anisakidae
Source: the annotation of a GenBank genome assembly
UGUCCAAUGGAUGUGUCUCGAAAAUCUUGUGUCGUUACUAUGAAUCGGGUACAAUUCGGCCGCGUGCAAUCGGUGGCUCAAAGCCUCGUGUGGCCACGCUUAGUGUUUGUGAUAAAAUCGAGAGCUACAAACGUGAACAACCGUCCAUAUUCGCGUGGGAGAUCCGUGAUAAACUACUCAACGAGAAGGUCUGCUCGGCCGACACCAUCCCAAGUGUGUCGUCAAUUAACCGUGUUCUCCGAAAUCUGGCCGCGAAAAAGGAGCAACAAGCGAUGCAGAACGACUUCUACGAUCGGGCACUGCGAUACUCAUCAACGCAAUGGUACAAUCAGUGGCCAAUGAGCAUGCCUGGCGCAGUUGGCCUAGCACCAUUUCAAGCGUUGACGCAGUCCAAUCACCUCGACAAAAAGGAUCCUGGUUAG